Sabethes cyaneus is the source of this 3009-nucleotide messenger RNA. Its product is annotated as sodium-coupled monocarboxylate transporter 1. Gene Ontology annotation, molecular function: symporter activity. Gene Ontology annotation, biological process: transmembrane transport; sodium ion transport. NCBI's taxonomy places the organism in Eukaryota, Metazoa, Arthropoda, Insecta, Diptera, Culicidae. Gene Ontology annotation, cellular component: membrane. The transcript is spliced from 11 exons. The record is from RefSeq and is a predicted model, not a curated record. Bases 114 to 2255 code for a protein of 713 amino acids.
GUGUUUUUGAAAUGCUUUGCAUGCCUUGUGGAUUAUGGCAUUCGAAUGGUGCAAAUUACUUUUGAAGCACAUUGAAAUCUUUUGAUGCGGUAGUAAACGUUCCCCGAGGAAAUAUGAGGACGGCCGGAGUUUUUUACGGAUAUUUCGUAAAGCCAAAGAAGACGGAAGGAGGCGAUCCCAGCUCGAAUGAGUUUCUGCUCGGUUCGGGAAUGACAGUGUUCCCGGUAACGCUGAGCCUGACAACGAGCUUCAUCACGGCAAUUGAGUUAUUAGGAAAUCCAUCGGAGAUGUUUUUCAAUGGAACACAAUUUUCACUUAUCGUGAUCUCAGCUCUGCUCGUGGCACCGGUUGCUGUCAAAUUGUUUUACCCCAUCUACUUCAAAAUGAACCUAACAAGCUGCUACGAGUAUCUGGGAACACGGUUCAACAACAAGCUUCGAGUUUUCGGAGCAAUUUUGUACAUUUUACAGAUGUCAUUCUACACGUCCGUGGCUGUCCUGGCACCGGCCAUAGCCCUGUCCAAAGCAACAGGUCUGGACACGCACGUAGCCGUCGUGCUGAUCUACUUCGUUUGCGUGUUCUACUCGUCACAGGGCGGCAUGAAAGCCGUCGUUAUCGCCGAUACAUUCCAGGCCUGUAUUCUCGCACUUUCCCUUAUUCUGGUGGUGGCAUUCGGAUCGUACUACACCGAAGGACCUUUGGAGAUAUUUUCUCGAGCCCAGGAAAAUGGUCGCAUCGAAUUACUCAACCUGAGCACCAAUCCGACCACCCGCCACAGCGUGUACUCCGUGAUAAUCGGAGGCUUUUUCUAUUGGACGUCGCUGUUCUGCACGAACCAGGCCGCGGUUCAGAAAUGUAUGUCAUUAAAAUCGCAGAAAAAGGCAAACACGGCGAUUUAUCUCUCCAUUCUCGGACUGGUGCUGGUUUUUCUGUUCAACUUCUACACCGGAUUGAUGACUUUUGCCCACUACGCCGGGUGCGAUCCCCUGAGAUCCGGUCAAAUCACCGAAAAGGACCAGCUGGUGCCGUUCUACGUAAUGGAUGUGUUCGGUCACGUCAAGUUCAUGACGGGCAUUUUUGUCGCCGGUAUCUUCGCCGCCAGUCUAGGAACUGUUGCCGCGGCCCUCAACUCGCUGUCGGCUGUCACAUGUGAGGAUCUGCUGGUGUCCGGAUUCGGCGUGAAGAUCCCGGCCGAGAAGAGCCAAACCUAUGCCAAGUGGAUGUCUUUGGGGUACGGUGUGUUCUCCUUCGGACUGGUAUUCGUGGUCGAACGUCUCGGUGGCAUACUGCAGGCGACACUCACCCUCAACGGACUGAUCGGCGGCGUGACAUUGGGACUGUUUGCUCUCGGGAUGUUCUUCCGGAAUGCUAACAGCAAGGGUGCACUGUACGGCGGACUGCUGUCGUUGGCAUUUGUCAUCUACAUUGGAGUUAUGGCACAAAUCACCGGAGAACCGGUGACCCCGCUGCCGACGUCGAUUGACACCUGCAAUUGCACCGAGCCAUUGUCGUCACUGCAGUCGUCGGUGUCGUCCGUUUGGUUGCCGUCGUCGUCGUCGGCGUCGUCAUCAGGGCUGGCUUCCGACGGUGACCAACCGGUUAGUUUGGCACUGGUAUCGCUGGAACCGGCCUCUGCCGUCCUGUCAACCGCCGCAUCAACGGCCCGUGAUGGAGUGUUUCCCGCUGCCGCUUCCAUGGAAAUAACGUCCCGCACCUCGCCGGACGACUCGCCGCUGGCUGCCAUCUACCAGAUCAGCUACAUGUGGUACUCCUUCCUGGGAACGUUUCUGACGAUCUUCUUCGGUUUCAUCAUCUCCCUGAUGACGGGGGGUCUCUGUAUGGGCAAACAGAUGAGCAUCGAUCUGCUGCCGACACUGGGGGACGUCGUCGCCAAGCCGGAGGAAAAGUGCACCAAAGCCCUUCGGUACAGCCGGUCCGGGGACGACUUUAGCGCCGAAGCCGGCAAGGGGAGAAAAUCAAUUACGAGAGAUGACUCCAUCCGGAUCCAGAUUGGCGCACCGUUGUCGAUGAUGAUGAAAACCAGUGUUUCGUACGAGGGUGGCAAGCAGCAGCAGCACAGCGGGGAAAAACCAGAGGGACCCAAGGCGAACGGCCACGUCGGUGAUGAAGGUAACAUAUUCGCAAUCGAAGGAUAUCGUAAUCAAGCUGGUGGGAAUUCUACCCCCGACUGGUUGUGUCCCAGCAAGCUCACGGUGGAUGCACUGACGAAGAAGGUAGAACGUGAGAGGUUUUAAUUAUGGAUUUUACUACUUCGUCAUACUCGGUGUAGAAUUUCAAUUGAUUGUACUAGGAAAAAGAUUACGAACAAGUAGUUUAAGUGUUUAAGCUAGGGAAACUUGAAGGUGUAGAAUCGAGCCGUGGAAAUUACUUCCUCCGGUGGGCUCUUGGUAUUAUUCAAUUUUAAGAAAACUAUCGCAUAUUCGAUCGUCGCCAUCCAGCUAUCAAUUGGAAGAUGUGUCGUGCCAUAAGUUGCUCGUUUUAAACCGGACAUGGCAUAUGUGUGUGUAGUGGACAUUCUGGUUCAUUUACGUGUUUCCUUGCUCACUCAGGUUAGAUGGGACUUUUCAAAGGUUUUGUGUCAGCUCUCGUGUACCGAGGAGAACCAUUUGCUGCCAGCAAAUCCAGGUCGUCGAGAUAGAGCAUUUCGAUUUGAAAAUGAAUUUAUUUGCGGAAGCAAUAUACAGUACAAAAAUUGAUAUUAUCACUCCUCUGUCGGUUUGUCGUCGAGAGUCGGGAGUGGCUGCAGAAUACCUGCAGCCUGAACAAUAAUUAUAGAGUUGAGUAGUUUUGUAUCCGUACGGUAGCAGAGUUACUACAGGCAUUCGAAAUGGCACGUAUUCAAACCGGACCGGAUGGACGGAUAUUUGUAGGAGGGAAGUGAUUUCAUAUCAGUAUAAUGUAGCAUAGUUAUUGAAGCUUGUAUAUUUAUUGGCAUUAGAGCAUAAGCAUGUUACUUUUUGAUAUCCUUAUUACGAAAUAGAGAGUUGA